Molecule: messenger RNA, 924 nt
Organism: Hirsutella rhossiliensis
Lineage: Eukaryota; Fungi; Ascomycota; Sordariomycetes; Hypocreales; Ophiocordycipitaceae
Product: enoyl-CoA hydratase/isomerase domain-containing protein
Exons: 1
Coding region: 1-924 (307 amino acids)
Biological process (GO): fatty acid beta-oxidation
Cellular component (GO): mitochondrion
Molecular function (GO): enoyl-CoA hydratase activity
Source: RefSeq, a predicted model, not a curated record
AUGCGCUUCUUCUACCCCUCCGCCAUGCCGUCAUCAUCCUCAUCCACAUCCUCAUCGCAGCCAGCCCUUUCUCAGCCCCCGCCGCCCGUGUCCGGCGCCGUCGUGGCCUUCCCGCGGCCCCACGUCCUGCUCGUGACGCUCGACCGCCCGCGGCAGCUCAACGCCCUGACGCACUCCAUGCACGCGCAGCUGGACCGGCUGUGGGCAUGGUUCGACGCGGAGCCGUCGCUGCGGUGCGCCGUCGUGACGGGAAGCGCGGGUGGGCGGGCCUUUUCCGCCGGCGCCGACCUCAAGGAGUGGAACGCGCGCAACUCGUCCGCUUCCUCGUCGGCGGCCGAGGACGGCCUGCUGGGGCACGGCUUCGGCGGGCUGAGCAACCGCCGGGGCAGGAAGCCCGUGGUGGCGGCCGUCAACGGGCUCUGCCUGGGCGGCGCGGUGGAAAUGGUGCUCAACGCGGACCUGGUGGUGGCGGCGGCCGGGGCGCGCUUCGGGCUGCCCGAGGUGGGCGUGGGCGUCGUGGCCGUGGCGGGCGGGCUGCCGCGGCUGGCGCGCAUCGUGGGCAGGCAGCGGGCGUCGGAGAUGGCGCUCCUGGGGAGCACGCGGCACACGGCGGCGCAGAUGCGGGAGUGGGGUAUCGUCAACAAGGUCGUCGGCGACGGGGGCGGAGAGGCCCAGGCGGCGGCGGCGGCGGUCGUCGAGGAGGCUCUGCGGUGGGCGGAGCGGGUUGCGGCCAACUCGCCCGACGCGGUCAUGGUGACUCGCGAGGGCCUGCUGGGCGCGUGGGAGGCCGAGGACCCGCGGGCCAGCACGAGGCGGGUUGGCGAGGGCGUGUAUGCCCGGAUGGAGGGCGGGGAGAACAUGCGCGAGGGGAUUGCGAGCUUUGUGGAGAGGAGGAAGCCGGUGUGGAAGGACAGCAAGCUGUAA